Messenger RNA from Musca domestica (house fly), 2100 nucleotides. It is a transcript of the gene HPS1, whose product is annotated as BLOC-3 complex member HPS1. Bases 173 to 1963 code for a protein of 596 amino acids. Lineage: Eukaryota; Metazoa; Arthropoda; Insecta; Diptera; Muscidae. Gene Ontology annotation, molecular function: guanyl-nucleotide exchange factor activity. The record is from RefSeq and is a predicted model, not a curated record. The transcript has a single exon. Gene Ontology annotation, cellular component: BLOC-3 complex. Gene Ontology annotation, biological process: vesicle-mediated transport.
CCUUGUUCUGACCCACCCCCUAAAGAAUCAAAACAAGAAAAAUUUCUAUGCAAAAAUUUCUCUACACGUUCGUUUCUUUCGUUAUCAGCACCGUACCGUACAUUCCUAAAGAAAAAGUGUGAUGCUAUUCUAAAUUAAAAACACCACAAUUUCCACUAAAAAAUCUUCAAUUAUGAAUGGUUUGAUUGUUUUCAACAAUGCCAACGACGUGGUCUAUCAGAAAUUUAAUAAAAAGUUACAACAUCACUUUUUGGACAAGGCCAUCGACCAGGGAUUGCUGCCGGAGGAUUUCGUAAAGGAGAGUUGCGGUAGGAAAAUCGAUCAAAAUGUUCUGGUGCAGCUGUUUAGCCCGCUCAUAAAUUCACAGCGUAUUAUGCAUUGCCAGUUCGAUAAUUGCUAUGCCAGUAUCCAAUGUGAAGAGGAUUUGAAUUUGGUGUUUGGUGAAGUGCUGGGCUAUCAAUUCAUAAGCAUAGCUCAAGAGAAGUUGGAGUUAAUGCAGCGACGAAUGGGUGUGGUCAUUGCUUUGGCCAAAGCCUGCUAUGGACCAAAUUUGUUUGCCAGCGAUGUCCAGGAAGAAUUGUUUACCACCUGUGUGGAGUGUUAUGAGGAGGAGAUACGUGACACCGAUUUGAUACUACAAGUUGAAUCUUUGCCGCGUUUGAUAAUCAAUGCGGAAUUGCGAAGGGCUGUCAAGGGUAGCUUGGAUAGAGCCUUAGAUUGUCUGCGGGAUGGUGGUCACUUGAAGUGCCAUACUUUGAUGUUUGUUGGUGUGAAAUUUGUGGCCAUCAACUCAAGCAAGUCCGCAUUACCAUUGAGUCCCUCUGAUUUGCUGUUCCUUGCCUUACUUAUACGAGCCUUGCAGCGAGACUCUAGAGGUUUAAACAAAACAAUGGCCAUAUUCCUGCAAGGCGUCGCACAAGAUCCCCAAUCGGGUUGUGUGCCGUGUAUUGCCCAUUUAAAUACCCUAAAUAAAGGUGUGGUACUUAUCCAACUGGUGGAAUAUGCUCCUCUAUCGGUGGCCAGCAGUUUAUAUGAUACAUUUUUUGUCCUGCAGAAAAUCGUCUCCAUACAAAUGCAAGGAGAUGCAGAGGCAUUAAAGCCAACAUAUGAAUCACUGGAAACAUUUGUACGCCAGUCCCAGGAAGCCUAUAAAAAGGCGAAAAUAAAAGGUGAUGAUGUGGAAAGUUGUUUUAAGAGAUUCUCUGCCAAAUGGGAAAAUCUCAAGAAAAUGUAUCAUGAGUUCCUCAAGACGUAUGAAAAGGAUUUAAUAGUGCGUAUCGAAUCGAACAUUCCCUCAUUCCAUGAAGAUCUCAAACAAUUAUUUAUGCUGACAUGCUGUGACUCGUCGGCCGUGAAUUUUCAACAACUUCCCGAAGUUGCAGCUGUUGUGGAGGGCAAGCUUUUGGAAUUCUCCGAAUUUCUUGCAGUAAAGGCCGAUAGGAAUAUCACCAUUGAAGCCUAUCUUGAAGACUUUCCCGGCCUGAUACAUUUCAUAUACAUCAAUCGUUCUUCGGGUCUUAUGAUCUCACCGGAUUUGAAAACCUCCAAUCCCCUGAUACCGAAGGAAAAACUUUUCGAUAUGUUGGAAUUUUCCAGACAACAUCUAAAGAAGGGCCAUGCCUCGAUUAUGUGGAAGGACAAAUCAUUUAAUUACGCCUACUUUCUAUGGUUUGAGGAUCAAUCAACGGGUUCCUCGAAAUCCAUUGACUUGGAAAGACAUUUGAAUUUACCCUCAGCAAAUGCAGCUAAUUCAUUUAAACCAAAUUUUGAACCUGGUCUCUUGGCUGGUGACUACUAUCAGCUGUUGACAGAAAUAUGUUUCCCAAAAACGCCUGUACAUAAAAUCAAAUGCUACGAAUUGUUUUGUGUCCAUUUGGGUUUGGUCACCGCCACAUGUGCUGUUGAACAUGCCCGCCGCCUGGUGGCCACCAUAGCAGAUGUGGUAGGAGAUGACGCAUUCUAAAGGAGAGAUGAAGUAGCAGCGUCUGAAGCAGCAUUUAAUGAGACGAAGGAAAGAAAACAAAAAAGACUUAUGCAAUCCAUUUUUAUUAUUUAUUUAUAUACCUACCUACUUGAAAUAAAGUGCAAUAUUUAUUUAAA